CCUCACCUCCUCCGCCAAGAAUCUACGUGUUACGUCUUUACGCGUGUGUGCUCGACGGAUCGAGCUGUCUAUGUCAUUCACCCCCCACAUAACAAAAAUCACCCAACUAACCUCCCGCUUCAUCCCACUCCCCCACCUCACAACCACAAUCACAUCCCCCCGCACCAUGAUCACCCCCCUCGCCACCGGCCUCCCCAUGUCCAAAAAACCCAAAAUCGAAAAAGCGUUCGACAUGUCCCGGUACUCAAAACGCUACAUCGCCCUAAAAUUCGCAUACCUCGGCUGGCCAUACCAAGGCCUCGCAGCACAAUCCGAGCCGACUGCGCUCCCGACCGUGGAAGAGGUGUUGUUUGAGGCGUUGGAGAAGGGGAAGCUGAUUGAGAGUAAGGCGGGGGAUGGGUGUAGGUAUUCGAGGUGUGGGAGGACGGAUAGGGGUGUUAGUGCGUUUGGUCAAGUUUGUGCGUUGGAGGUUAGGUCGAAUGGACCACUCGAUGUCGAAGGGGGUGGAACGGUGCAUGUGGGCGUACCGAGUGGUGCGUGGGAGGAGUUGCCGUAUGUGGAGAAACUGAAUCGGUUGUUGCCGCCGUCGAUUAGGGUUUUGAGCUGGACCCCGGAAAUUCCCGCGGAUUUCUCCGCGAGGUUUUCGUGUUCGGGUCGGCAUUACAAGUAUUUUUUGAUGAUGGGGAAUGGGUUGGAUAUCGAGGCCAUGAGGGAGGCUGCGGGGUAUUUCGUUGGUGAGCAUGAUUUUCGGAAUUUUUGCAAGUUGGAUCCGACAAAGCAGAUCACCAACUUCAAGCGGGGUGUCAAACGGGCCACUAUUUCCCCCGUGUCUGAUGAAAACCAACAAGGAGCGUUGGGAAUGUUUGUGUUUGAUUUGGAGGGGACGGCGUUUUUGUGGCAUCAGGUACGGUGUAUGGUCGCGAUUUUGCUCCUCGUUGGACAAGGACACGAAAAGGCUACGAUUGUGAGGGAUUUGUUGGAUGUGGAGAAGUUUCCGACGAAACCGGUGUAUGAUAUGGCGUCUGAUUUGCCGCUCGUGCUGUAUGACUGUGAGUUCGAGGGUGUGAAGUGGGAACGCGGCGGUGCGGACCCGCUGGCCGAGGCGAGAAUUCUUCGUGGAUUGGUGUCGUCGCUUUACUCAACCUGGCACGAGGAAAAACUGAAAGAGACGAUGGCGCGACAUCUUUUGCACUCCGUUGCGCCUGCGUCUGAGAUCGAGGGUAUUUUAGCGAGGGAUGAGAAUGGCAAGGAGUUGAAACUGAAUCAGGACGGGACGGGGUUCGCGAAACCGGUGAAGAAUUACGUGGCGUUGGCGAAUCGGAGGAGACAGAGGCAUUUCGAGGAGGCGAAUGAGAUUUGGAGGCAGAAGAAGGAUCGGAGUAACGAGGAGUAAAAGUGCCAGUCAAGAUGUUACCCUGA
This is a messenger RNA of Saitoella complicata NRRL Y-17804, 1419 nucleotides long. RefSeq names its product tRNA pseudouridine synthase. The record is from RefSeq and is a predicted model, not a curated record. Gene Ontology annotation, cellular component: nucleus; cytoplasm. NCBI's taxonomy places the organism in Eukaryota, Fungi, Ascomycota, Saitoellomycetes, Saitoellales, Saitoellaceae. The transcript has a single exon. Gene Ontology annotation, biological process: tRNA pseudouridine synthesis; mRNA pseudouridine synthesis. Bases 167 to 1393 code for a protein of 408 amino acids. Gene Ontology annotation, molecular function: pseudouridine synthase activity; RNA binding.